AGUUCUCGCUUUUCCAGAAAACCGGAAGUAAAUAGUUGUCACAAACGACCCGUUAAUUUAGGGUUUUUUUCCCCGCCUGUUUGUUUAUAUUGAGGAGAACAACUAUAGCCGAAUUGGUCACUGACGGUUAGUUUCUGCUGCGCAACGGGUUUAGUGCCGAUAACGGUCAAUAAUUCACUGUGACGGUGAAAACAAGUUAAAAUCAUCACGAUUCUAGGUGGAGUUUGGUUCGAGACCGUUAAUCUGUCACAGCAGCAGUAAAACAGAGGUGGAGCCUCUGCUCUCUGCUCUCAUUGUCCCUCUUCGCUCGCCGUCGUCCUCUUGUGUUUAACUAACCCAGUGAUUUGCGUCGCUUCUGCUCAAUCACAACUCAGGUGUUCGAUCGUCACGAUGAAUCGAUUAAAGGUGAUCUCGGGUCACGUGUGUCCCUCUGACCGCGGCCGGGACUUACGCGGGUCCGACUGCGCAGCGGGAACCGGGUCAGGCGAAGCAGCGCGAGGCAACAACCCGGAGGACGUGGUGGUGGUUCACGGUGUGAGGACUGCCAUCUGCAGGGCGAAGAGAGGAGCGUUCAAGGACACCACACCUGACGAGCUGCUCAGCGCUGCCAUGACGACGGUCGUGAAGGAGGCGGGACUGUCGCCGACAUUGCUGGGAGACGUUUGUGUGGGUAACGUCCUGCAGCCUGGAGCUGGAGCUCUGAUGGUCCGAGUGUCUCACUUCCUCAGUGGGUUUCCAGAGAAGGUUCCGGUCUACAGUGUGAACAGACAGUGUUCCUCAGGUCUUCAGGCUCUGUUCAACAUCGCAGGAGCCAUCAGGAGUAAAUCCAUCGACCUCGGUCUGGCCUGUGGCGUUGAGAGCAUGUCUCUGCGGUCAAUGGGGGAACCUGGAGAUCUGAGCUCCCGGCUGAUGGACCACGACAAGGCCAGAGACUGCAUCAUCCCCAUGGGCAUCACAUCGGAAAACGUUGCAGAGCGAUUCGGAAUCUCCCGAGAGAAGCAGGACGCCUUCGCGCUCAGCUCUCAAAAAAAGGCGGCACGGGCGCAGAGUGGCGGUCUUUUCGACCACGAGAUUGUUCCUGUCACGACUAAAUUAGUGGACGACGAAGGUCGCGAACGUCAAGUGACGGUUCGUAAAGACGACGGGAUCAGAGCGGGGACGACACUGGCGGGACUUGCUAAGCUCCGCCCUGCUUUCAAACCUGACGGCAGCACCACAGCAGGAAACUCGAGUCAGGUGAGCGACGGAGCAGCGGCCGUUCUGAUUGGUCGGCGUUCUGCGGUGGAGGCUCUGGGUCUGCCGGUGCUGGGCGUCCUGAGGGGCGGAGCCGUGGUUGGCGUUCCGCCUGACGUCAUGGGGAUCGGACCAGCGUUCGCCAUCCCAGCUGCUCUGGAACAAGCCGGUCUGAGUUUGGACGAGAUUGACGUGUUUGAAAUAAACGAGGCCUUCGCCAGUCAGGCGCUAUACUGUGUGGAGAAGUUGGGGAUUCCCCUGGAGAAGGUGAACCCUAACGGGGGCGCCAUCGCGCUGGGUCAUCCUCUGGGCUGUACCGGCGCUCGCCAGGUGGUGACACUGCUCAACGAGCUCAAACGCAGAGGCGGGAGGAAGUACGGCGUCGUGUCCAUGUGCAUCGGGACCGGGAUGGGAGCUGCCGCCGUCUUCGAGUACCCUGGACCAUAGGGCACGCCCACAAGUCACGAGCGGGUGAAAUCAUUGGUUCAUGAACAGAAACGAUAAAUUAUAACAAUCAGUUUAUGAAUAACAAAUAUAAAACUAAAAAUAUUAAUUAUUGUGAAAAUGUCGCUGCUUUUCUUUGUAAGAAAAAUCAGUCGAUGAUGAAAAUAAUCAUUAGUUGAUCGUAACAGCCUACCGGUCACCCGGUCGCCGUGGCAACAAAAACUAACUCUAAACACAAAUUAAACAAUUUUAAACUAAUUCUUACAAAUGUAUUAAAAAUCCGAAAACGCUUCCGUUCAGUGAGAACCUCGCGUUUAACUAUGAACUUCACGCACUUGUGGUCAGUUUGAAUUGUAGCGCCCCCUGGAGUCCACACAUUCAAACUCAAAACAUCGAGAAGCUUUUUCAUUUUUACUGUUCGUUGGUUCGCGUCAUACGGUCUCUAUUGCCCCCGGUGGUCACUGAUAACAUGUCGCUAAAUUGUUAUCAAUGAAAGACAAAAGUAACGUGGACAAGAUUAGCCCACGAACUUGGCUACAAUGUUAGCAGAAAUCCCAGUUCACACUUAUGUUACCGGAAACUUGCACUGCCAGCCACUGGGGGCGACACUCAUGAUUCCAAAGGUGUAUCUGAAAACAAUGUUUAAAGAAUUUUAUUUGCGUUAAUGAAGAGAAACUCAAAGAUUGUGCGAUAACAUUUUCAUAAAGACGUAACAAAGCGACGUUCCCAUCAAACACAAAGCUAAUUUUUCAAACAAAGUCACAUAUAUUUGCGACAUUUGUUUGAGUUAAAGUAUUUUUAACUCCAUGUCGUGAACGCAUGGAGAGAAGUUUUGUCGCUCAAAUCAAAAUCCCGCAAAAAAAGGGAAAUUUGGGUCACGAAAAAGUCAAUGGAAAGAAACAGCGCCCUCUACUCUCCUCGUUUGAGGAAGAUAUUUAAAUAUUCGCAUAUGAUUUGCGCAAUGAUUUGUUAAAAUUAGCUUCAUGUUUUGUGGGAGGAGUUACGUGAACGACGUAAAAGCACGAAAGAAUGUACGUUACUCUGUAACCAUGACAAUAGGAGUUUGUUGAUUUGCUGUAAAAUUAAAACAUUUCAACGAUUUCAACGUA
Messenger RNA from Solea solea (common sole), 2786 nucleotides. RefSeq names its product acetyl-CoA acyltransferase 1 (gene acaa1). Gene Ontology annotation, biological process: phenylacetate catabolic process; fatty acid beta-oxidation. The coding region runs from base 391 to 1680 and encodes 429 amino acids. The record is from RefSeq and is a predicted model, not a curated record. Gene Ontology annotation, cellular component: peroxisome. The transcript is spliced from 12 exons. NCBI's taxonomy places the organism in Eukaryota, Metazoa, Chordata, Actinopteri, Pleuronectiformes, Soleidae. Gene Ontology annotation, molecular function: acetyl-CoA C-acyltransferase activity.